Messenger RNA from Echinostoma caproni, 552 nucleotides. The record is from the annotation of a GenBank genome assembly. NCBI's taxonomy places the organism in Eukaryota, Metazoa, Platyhelminthes, Trematoda, Plagiorchiida, Echinostomatidae.
AUGUCUGACAAUGGCACGCAGCCUCAAACACGUUCCCGACGCCCGAAACGGUUGCCUGUAAAGACCAGUGAUGAUAAUGUCCUGGGAAUUUCUUGGAAAGAGGAGAGAGAACUGCGUCGUGCCAUCUAUGUUUCUUUACGUGAUCAACACCAUCCAUCACCAGGACAAUCGUGGGUAAUCUCGAAAUUGCGUUCUCGUCGAUCAUCACGCACGAAUCGAUCUGACAAUCUUCGACCGACCAAUCCUCCGCCGGGCACUUAUUUGCUUCGUGGCUCCCGCCAGCGUUUCUCCUCAGCCAUUUCGGGAAUCACGGAUGUCUCAAACAACGUGCGACCUAAUGGCAAUAAUUUGCGGCGUGCGAAACUGAGGGCCACUGCUCGUUUGAAUGGGAUCACUAGCCCCUUGAGUCGUCUGAAUUCACCAGAUUGGUCCAGCACGUUCUCUAACGGUAUCCCUAACUCUUCCCCGACCACGUACACGAAUAUGCCCGUCAAGCGCAGUGAUGUGAGUAUUUGCAGUUUCUAUGUGUCCACUGGUGUCCACUAUAGAUAA